AACAAGUACAUAAAAUGAUCGCCAGAUUCAACGAGUUAAAUUCAACGCCAAUUUCAACGAACUUUAUUCAGCAUUGAAGCUAAGUGAACAAACCAACUCUUUCAUUCUUUCAUACUAUCAAAUUAACAGAUCAACAAACUCAAGACGUGUUUUUGAAAAACAAACAAACAUUCUAGUGAAAUCGACUACAAAUUUGUGGCAUCAUUAAGUAAUGCCGAGAAAACGAGUGUGCGUGAUCGGAGCCGGACCUUCUGGAUUGACAACUCUACACGCACUGCAGAAACUUGAUACAGAAACAGAUUACGAAGUGGUGUGUUUUGAGAGAUACGACAAAAUCGGAGGCAUUUGGAAUUUCCAGGGAAAAGAAGGCGUGGAAGAAGAUGGCUUAGAGGUUCACUCCGGCAUGUAUCAUAACCUCAUCACAAAUGGCCCAAAGGAAUCAGUGGAACUACCCGAUCACCUGUUCCCGCUGGACGACCCAGAACUUACUGGAUACCCUUGCUUUCCAGACCGACCAUACAUGUACAAGUACCUCGAGAGCUACGCUGAGAAAUUCGGACUCAUGAAGUUUGUAAAAUUUAAAACUUGGGUCGAGGACGUCAAAUUUGAGGACGAAACGGAACAUUUCAUAGUUAGGGUGAAAGACUUGGACACCUCUGAAAGCCGAAUCGAGGAACCUUUUGACUUCGUUAUUGUAGCAACUGGUCAUUUCAACUACCCAAACUACGUUUCAUACCCGGGUCAAGAGACAUUCAAGGGACAGGUGUUGCACUCGAAGCACUUUAUAGACGGGGAACGCUAUAAAGGGAAAAGAAUUCUGGUAGUGGGUGCAUCUUAUUCGGCGGAGGAUAUCGCCUUCCAGACGCUCAGAGCAGGGGCUGCUCACGUGACCAUCUCCUACAGGACUAAACCCAUGCAGGCCACGUGGCCAGAGGGAAUCGACCAGAGGCAGCUGCUGGAGAGAAUCGAAGGCAACACAGUCAGUUUCAUCGACGGAUCUAAAGAUGACUAUGACGUCAUUGUUUACUGCACCGGCUACCUGCAUCUCUUUCCUUUUAUGGAAGAACGGCUCCGUCUGGAAACUCACAACAGAAUGGCUCCUCCUCUGUACAAACAAAUUGUGCUUCCGCAGAACCCGAAAGUAUUCUACAUUGGCAUGCAAGACCAGUACUACACGUUUACUAUGUUCUGGUUACAAGGCCAUUUUGUUGCAAGUAUGAUAAAAGGCGACAUCUCAGUACCUUCCAAAGAAGAAAUGCUCUCCGAAAUAACUCAGAGCCAGAAACAGGAGGCGGAGCUGAAAAACUGUUAUGACGACAUUCGCUUCCAGACUACAUACGUGAACGAACUGGCCAAACUGACGGGACAAGUGAGCGUGGACUCCGCUGAGUUAUUUUACGUAUGGGAAGAAGAUAGACAUGUAGAUACAUCAACGUACAAAGAGAAGACUCAUUUCCAGUCUCUUUUCAGAUGAAAACUCACUUCACUUCGAAUAAAACAGUCAAAUUAUAAACAAACCGAAAACAAGCGAAGUGUUUACGCUGUCGAACGUUACGUAUAUUGUGUGGUAAUUUGCAUAAAUUUCUCACCUGUAUUUGGUUAAUUUUCUCACCUGUAUUAGUAUUAACAAACUAAUUUUGAGAAAUGAGCGCGCGCCGAAAAAACGCGGUUUU
Symsagittifera roscoffensis is the source of this 1673-nucleotide messenger RNA. RefSeq names its product trimethylamine monooxygenase-like. NCBI's taxonomy places the organism in Eukaryota, Metazoa, Xenacoelomorpha, Acoela, Convolutidae. Gene Ontology annotation, molecular function: NADP binding; flavin adenine dinucleotide binding; N,N-dimethylaniline monooxygenase activity. The record is from RefSeq and is a predicted model, not a curated record. The coding region runs from base 212 to 1474 and encodes 420 amino acids. The transcript is spliced from 5 exons.